AUGUUGAUCUACAUCAUCGCGCUUGCAGUGGUGAGUCGUUUCAUUACUCAAAAAAACGUGGUUGGUACAAGUCUGACAAGAAUCUGCAAAAAUCGAAAAUCGCGUUUUUUUUGUUGAUAAAAGUACACACUUGCCGCGCAUUCAGACAAGUCUAACCGGAGUCUUGCUCAACGUGUACAUGUUCUGGAAGUUCGCCACCGCAAACACGAAAGCGUUCAGCAGUUUUCACAAGUUAUGCCUCUGCAAAACCAUUCCCAACAUUCUCAUCAGCUCGAUUUUCGCCUUCUGGGCGAUACCGUUGACCAUAUUUCAAGUGGACAUGGCACAUUUUUCGCGACUUCAAAACCUGAUAUUCUCUCAGGUUCUCGGAGGAUUCGGCUACGUGUUCGGUUCGACCCAAAUCCCGUUCAUUUUCCAUUUGUUUUUUCCCACGUAUUUCAGGACCUUUUCUUCAAGUGUGCAUGGCCACAAAUCGUUGCGUUCUCCUCUACUUUCCAUUCGCCAGAAUGAAAUUCGACGGGCUCCCAAUCACCACGCUCGCCAUUUUCGCAUGUUUUUUACUGGCAAACACUCCGGUUUUCGCGUCGAUUCUCAGUGGGGCACACAGAAAAAUGAGUGUACAUAUUUGUCGAGUAUUUCAGCAAAUUGCUACCUCGUCUACGAUCCUCCGACACUGGUGUUUCUGCCGGAACGGGAAGAGUGUGGCAGCACGCAGGACUUUCUCAUGUUCCUACUCAUUUGCGUCAUUUCGCUCACGUGCAAUUCUAUCAAUUUGGCCAUUUUUGCAAAGUUGGCUAGGGAUAAGGUAUGAGAUUUCGGUUUCUUUUUCUAAUUUCGCCUCCAAUUAGUUCUAAUGACGAGACGAAAGCAUAAAAACAUGUUGUGGAAGUAAAAUUGCAAAGAAAGAGGCGUGAAACUUGUCUAUUCGUAACUAGCAGAGUUGAGCGGAAGAACACGGAAGAAUUUUUAUCUUUUUUAGAAAAUUUUUUCAUGGAAUGUGAUCAACUGAUGAAAUGUAAAGCAAAGUGAACUCUGCUCAUAGAAAAAUAAUUGUAAAUUUAGCUAUUCAUACAAAAAAGUUAUUCCUUCCGUCUUCCGUAAGCCCUCCUUUUUUCACGGAACAACUCGAAUAACUUUUUUGUAUAAAAAGCUAAAUUUACAAUUAUUUUUUUAUGAGCACAGUUCACUUCGCUAUACAUUUCGUCAGUUGAUCACAUUUCAUGAAAAAAUUUUCUAAAAACACGACGACCAAAAGUGUAGAAAGGGGCGUGGCCUAAUCUGAGAGUGCGCGCGAUGAUUAGUUUAACAAAGUUAUGCAAUUACAUCGUCGAAAUCGUACAUAAUUUGGGUAAUUUUUCACGAAAAAAACAUGAAAAAUGGGGUUAAAUUUCGAAUUUCGCGCCAAAAUGGUGAUAAACCGUGCACGCUAGGCCCCACGCCCCUUUCUACGUUUUUGGUCGCCGUGAAAAAGAUAAAAAUUCUUCCGUGUUCUUCCGUUAGUAACUACCCUUCAUUCACAAGUAUUUCGUUUUCAUGCCCAGUUUACAGAUGAACGGAAUAAGUGAGACGCAAAAGAGCAAACGACGAAGGAGAUGGCUGACAAUGUUCGUGCAGAGUGUCAUUCAGGACGUUCUACAGCUCAUCGACAUCACCAACUACAACUUUGUGUCGCGGAUAAUCGACGAAGAGUGGUGGACAUUCAUAUUCUGUUGCCUCUCUUUUUCGAUGGUCUACACACUGGAUGGGUAGGGCGGAAGAGAAUGAAAAUAGACGACGGAGAAACGGAUCUGUAUUUCAGAGCAGUCAUGAUUUAUUUCCAUUCGGAUGCUAGUCGGAAGAAGUCAACAGUCACCAAUGUUCAAGUUUCAACUGCCAUUAGUUCGGGUCCCGUCAAGAAAGUAUCAGUGAUCGAUUGA
This is a messenger RNA of Caenorhabditis sp. 36 PRJEB53466, 1916 nucleotides long. The record is from the annotation of a GenBank genome assembly. Lineage: Eukaryota; Metazoa; Nematoda; Chromadorea; Rhabditida; Rhabditidae.